AUGACCCACAUUGAAUCUCUUAAAGAUAUAGUAGUAAAACAUGAUAUUAAACACAGAACUCUUGCGGUCUAUGGUUUGGAUGAUUUGGUGAAACAGGCUGACCACUACACUGUACCCAGUGAGAUAAGGGAGGAGGAUGUGGGACCAAUGCCUGACAUCUUAUUCGAGGAUAAUGAUCCUAGCUUUUGUUCUGUCUUUUCAGAUCAAAUUAAUCAUUCGAUGCAAACCCAAGCUACACAAGAGCCAUCUUUCAAUGCUAAGUUGUUAUCGGAAGGCGCUAUUCUAAGUAGUGAGUUCGAACAAGAAUUGCCCGAGGCUAUUCUUACAAGCGAUCAGAUACGAGAAUAA
Molecule: messenger RNA, 348 nt
Organism: Candidozyma haemuli
Lineage: Eukaryota; Fungi; Ascomycota; Pichiomycetes; Serinales; Metschnikowiaceae
Exons: 1
Coding region: 1-348 (115 amino acids)
Source: RefSeq, a predicted model, not a curated record